Molecule: messenger RNA, 817 nt
Organism: Equus caballus (horse)
Lineage: Eukaryota; Metazoa; Chordata; Mammalia; Perissodactyla; Equidae
Gene: SPP2
Product: secreted phosphoprotein 2
Biological process (GO): bone remodeling
Cellular component (GO): extracellular region
Source: RefSeq, a predicted model, not a curated record
CCACGGACUGCUCCAGUGGGAGAGAGCAAACCAGGUCAUGAUUGAUAAAGAGCAGCUUUCGGGAGGACAGGCCACCCCCAAACGCACAGAGCCAAUCGCCCCAGCUCUGAAUUAAAAUUAUUCUUCCCAGAAUGGAGAUGAUGGUGACGAAGCUGUUGAUGGUGUUUGCUCUUGGAAUGAGCUACUGGUCUUGUGCAGGUUUCCCGGUGUAUGACUAUGACCUGUCCUCCUUGACGGAAGCCCUCAACGCCUCUGUGGCAAAAGUGAAUUCUCGGUCCCUGAGUCCAUAUCUGUUUCGGGCGUUCAGAAGCUCAAUAAAAAGAGUCAACGUCCUGGAUGAAGACAGCUUGAGCAUGGAUAUAGUGUUCAGCAUUCGAGAGACGACGUGCAGGAGGGAUUCUGGAGAAGACCCUGCUACCUGUGACUUCCAGAGGGGCUACUAUGUGCCAGCAGCAGUUUGCAGAAGCACUGUGUGGGUAUCCGCCCAGCAGGUGCAGGACGUGUGGGUUCGCUGUAGCUGGUCCUCCAGCUCCGAGUCUAGCAGCAGCGAAGAGUUCAUUUUUGGGGACACAUUGGGAUCCUCUAAAUGGAGAAAGAAUUAUCUGCUUGAGAUCAUGAGAAGGAUCUCUCCUCCUGGAAAUAGAAGGAACCGAACCAACGGGACAGAGUGAGAAUAAACACUGGCUUUGAGUGACAGCCUUGAGCAAAAUGCAUCCGAAGGAAUAGAAGUUCCAAGGAAGAAAGAUGUUUUAUGAAUUGUGUAGUUUUUCUUUCCAUGGGUUCCAGUCUUUAAUAAAAGUCUUACUUUUCCUCUUUC